Molecule: messenger RNA, 2934 nt
Organism: Lytechinus variegatus (green sea urchin)
Lineage: Eukaryota; Metazoa; Echinodermata; Echinoidea; Temnopleuroida; Toxopneustidae
Product: cytoplasmic tRNA 2-thiolation protein 1-like
Exons: 11
Coding region: 1-1389 (462 amino acids)
Biological process (GO): tRNA wobble position uridine thiolation
Cellular component (GO): cytosolic tRNA wobble base thiouridylase complex; mitochondrion
Molecular function (GO): tRNA binding
Source: RefSeq, a predicted model, not a curated record
AUGAAGAAGGACGAGGAGGCGCAACACAAAGGAUUCUUACGCAAAAACGAGAACGUAGGGCAAAGACCUCUAAGUGUGAACGAUGCAAAGUCAGUGAGAACGGAACGAUUAUCGAAACAGACAUUGGCGGAGGAGAUAAAAUGCCCGCUUUCCAAUUUUGCAGAAGUUUUUUUUAAAUUUUUAAUCUUUGGGGCCCUACAUGCUGUCAUUGCAUGUGAUAACAUUUCAAGAGUAAACCAUGAACACUUUCAAUUUCAUAAAGCAUCACGACAUCCUUCACGAAUCAAUCAGCAUAUCAAAUUUCGUGAUCAAUGUUUUUCUUUGCUUUUCUUUUUCCAGGGAGAUGCUUUGUGCAAGGAUUGUUUUUACGCUGCCUUUGAGAGUGAGAUCCAUCACACCAUUACAACAGGGAAGCUAUUCACCAGAGGGGAAAGAGUAGCUGUCGGAGCAUCGGGAGGCAAAGAUUCCACAGUAUUAGCUUACGUGUUGAAGCUACUCAAUGAAAGAUAUGACUACGGUCUUGAUCUGGUUCUACUCUCUGUUGAUGAAGGAAUUACAGGAUACAGAGAUGACUCACUGGAGACUGUGAAAAGGAACCAACAACAGUAUGAUUUACCCUUGAAGAUUGUCUCAUAUGAGGAGUUAUAUGGCUGGACAAUGGAUGCAAUUGUAAAGCAGAUUGGUUUGAAAAACAAUUGUACAUUCUGUGGUGUGUUUAGACGGCAGGCCUUAGACCGAGGUGCAAUGCUUGUGAAUGCAGACAAGAUCGUCACAGGACACAAUGCUGAUGAUAUUGCUGAAACAGUUCUUAUGAACAUCCUCAGAGGUGACAUUGCAAGGCUGAGGAGAUGUACAGACAUAAUAACAGGUGGAGAAGGAGCGUUGCCCCGAUGUAAACCAUUCAAAUACACCUAUGAGAAAGAGAUUGUGAUGUAUGCAUACUUCAAGAAGCUGGAUUAUUUCUCUACGGAGUGUAUCUACUCUCCCAAUGCUUACCGAGGUUAUGCUAGGGCGUACCUGAAGGAUCUUGAGAAGAUCAGGUCCACAUCCAUCAUUGAUAUCAUUCAUUCUGGAGAGAGUCUAUCCAUCAAAAAGGAUGUUAAAAUGCCUACUCAAGGAACCUGCUCAAGAUGUGCUUACAUCUCCAGCCAACCGGUUUGUAAGGCUUGUACACUCUUAGAAGGACUCAAUAAAGGCCUGCCAAAGCUUGGAAUCGGUAAACCACACAAGGCGAGACAGAGAUUGGAUGCUGUUGAUCACAAGGCAUCAGGAGGCUCAUCAAAGCCCUCUUCAUCCCACCUACCAAUGUCUUCAUCUUUAUCGGUAGCAACAUCAUCGUCGUCAUUAUCAUCAAAUACUGCUGAAGUGAAGCAGGUUGUCGACUUCUGACAGGCUCAGGUUCUAAUCAUCAUAAUAAAAAUAUAUAUUUUUUUAAUGUAUCGGGACUGAGUGGCUGCAUACGUGGGUUGAGACCAAAUACGAAUCAUUUGUGGUGCCUUUAAGAGAAUUGUAUCCUCCUGUUUCCAGUGAGGGCUCUUUAUUGAAUUAGGUUUAACUGGGCUUUUAUUUAAACAAUGAAAUAGAUAAUAAUGUUGCUAGUACUUAGCAGGAAUAUUUCUUUUACAUGCUUAUGAAUAUUUAUCUUGCUAUGAUUUCUCCCACUAUCUGAAGAAAAGUUAAAUAAAAGUUGAUAUAAAAAUGAAUGCCUUAUUUUUCUGGUAGGAAAAAUUAUAAAUGUAUAAUAUCCUCUUUCACAACAAUCGUACAAAACUGUAUAUUCUAUUUUUUUUUUAAUUUGCAACCCGCCAUUUGUUGAGCUGAAUGGUAUUCUGAGGCUCAAUGUUGAUUACGCCGCUACCAAAGAAGUAGCGGCUAUGGUCUCGCUUUGCUGCAGGCGAGACAAAAACGCAAGCAGUACAGAGUGAACUUGAAACAACUUUUGAUACAUGCAUUUCACAUGUUGGGGGAAAAAAGAAAGAGAAUAGUUGGGGGAAAAAAGAAAUUGAAAAAAAGAAUAAAGAAGAAUACAAUCUGUAGUAUCCGUUUUUAUGGAAUCUCACAAAAUAAUAAAUAGAAAAACGUUGAGAAUUUAUUCUCCAUUAAAACCUUUUGUUGCAAGAUGUGUCAUUGAAAUUUUGUUUGAUAGCAAAAGAAGAAUUGUAAAGCAUCACACUCUGGGAUAAGCGCUAACUUUUAUUUUUUUAAAUUAAAUCUCUUGAAAUAAUGAAGAGAAAAAAAGUUGUAAAGUUUAUUCUCCAUCAAUCCCAACCGUUGUAGUAAGUGGUGUUUUAUUUUGUCUGAUGACAAAAGAAAAAAGUGUGUCCCAUCAGAUGGGUGCUAUUUAUUCUUCAUUAUGCCUCUGAAUUAAUUUCUUCUUGGCCUUAAGAACCAGCUGAGGGUAAGAUGAGUUUAAAUUUAUCCUCUGGGUAUUGUGCAGACCAUUCCUUCAUUAGAAUUUCAAAGUUUUCUCGGUCCAACUUAGAGUACCUACAGACAAAAGGAAUGUCGUACUGCAAGAUCCAUGGACGAGGAUUUUUCACCAGAUCUUCUCCCGUUGUGGGGGUUUAUACAUGUAUAUCAGUGGUGUAGAUGUUUUAGUAGGUAAAAAUUUUCAGAUGUAUGUACGCUUUAUGGUCAAGUGUUGUAGUUCUUACGAACACUAUCUUUUUAUCAAUUCACAUUGUAGUGUUGGUGCCAUGAACUGCCAUCCCUUCAAAGCAAACAAAGCUCGCAACAUCUUUUUCAUUAAGUUUCUUGCAAUUUUUUUUUACGUACACUUUGUUGUGACUUGUUGAGUUUGGGUAUUGAGGGUAAUUCAUUUUUCGUUUCCACACGUCAUAAAACAAAUUGAGUGUGACAUCCCCUCUAUUCAAUCGAACUGUCUUUAAGAGGUGAACGAAAGGUUCACUAUUAUAGGUUGAAAAACUUGCGUAU